Molecule: messenger RNA, 720 nt
Organism: Striga hermonthica
Lineage: Eukaryota; Viridiplantae; Streptophyta; Magnoliopsida; Lamiales; Orobanchaceae
Source: the annotation of a GenBank genome assembly
AUGAACAAACUGAGUGAUCUCCUUUGUGCUAAUGGUUCUAACUGGGACAGGGAGUUGAUUGUACAAUCUUUCAGUCCAGAUGAUGCCUCCCUCAUUUUGAAGACUCCACUGUUAAGAAGAGGUCAAAAAGACUUGCUAAUUUGGAAACCUCUCAAACUUGGAGUUUUCAGUGCCAAAUCAGCUUACUCUCUUAUUCUUGCAGCAAAUCAAGCUCCACAAACAGAUCCAGAAUCUAGCAAGUCCAAUCUCAUAGAAUCUAAGGUGUGGAAAACUACAUGGUCCCUGAAAAUCAAGAACAAAAUUAAAACCUUCCUGUGGAGAUGUUGGUUUAACUUCAUUGGAACUCAGGACCAGCUCAUUCUCAAAAGAAUCCCCCUCGAUCCUAUCAGUAAAAUUUGUGGAGCAGCUGAAGAAUUUCUUGAGCAUAUUUUCUUCUUAUGUCCACGAGCUGUUAACGUUUGGAAGUUUGCAGGAGCAGAAUGGACCAGUUUCCAGGACACAUCACUAAACUUCAGAAUGUGGUGGACUGAAAUUUGUACAAUGAAAAGAGCCAAUAACUUCAAUGACAGAAUCCAUUUCUCCCCAUUCAUCCAGUGGAGACUGUGGAAAUGCAGAAAUCUAUGGGUAUUUAACAACAUUUGGAAAUUUGAUAUGGAGAUAGCCACUCAAGCUAGGAGUGAAUGGGUGGAGUUUGAGGAGUCUGGCCUCCAAUCUGAUUAA